Messenger RNA from Leopardus geoffroyi (Geoffroy's cat), 1329 nucleotides. RefSeq names its product translation initiation factor IF-2-like. The transcript has 4 exons. The record is from RefSeq and is a predicted model, not a curated record. Bases 1 to 1173 code for a protein of 390 amino acids. NCBI's taxonomy places the organism in Eukaryota, Metazoa, Chordata, Mammalia, Carnivora, Felidae.
AUGGAAAAGAAGAGCCAGCUAACGGCCAGUCGCUACGAUGCUCCCAUGGCCGCUGGAGAUCAAAUAGCCUGUCGGAAGUUUCUAGAUUCAUUUGGUCCAAAGUCAUUCAGCAACAAGGCAGCACACCAGGAGGCAGAGUUUGCUGAACUGGGAUCCAGGUACAUCAUCUCUAAAAACGGGAGUUGUUUUGGGUCACACUCCAGCCCCUUCCCUGGGCAAAAUGCAGGAAGGCAGCCGCUCUCACACACCCCAACUCGUCCCCAGCCUUACCUUCUGCUGCUAGCGCAAACCCAGCGGCUAAGGGGUCCCGCUCUCAGCGGCAGCGGCGGGGGCAGCGGCAGCGGCAGCGGCACAUGCCAUCUGUUAGCGGCAGAAGCAAAAGCAGCGCUGCGCGAGGUGGCCCCGGUGCCGGGAGAGCCUCUAGCAGGGGUGCGUACUGAAUGCCGCCAUUUUAAAGCGAGGCUCCUGAAAUCAUUAGAUAUAAGCAAAUUAAAGCCCGCCCCACCCACAGAACUUCAGGGCUGGGACGUGCAACCCUCCUCCGAGUCGCCGCUGUGGGGUGUAAAAUGUCAAGGCGAGACACACGCGCACGGGGACUCCCGGACGGAGGCGACGAUCCCUGCGCUCCCCGGGCCCCCCUGCCCCCGCCCCGGGCUCCCGCGAGCCUCCACUUCAGACCCCGAGGCGAGGGGUUCUUUUCUCCCCAGCGCGGGGACCCCCGGGGUCGGUGCAGGCCGGAGCGCUGGGGGGCGGGGGGCGCCCGGGCCGGGGUUCUCCCCCCACCCUGCUCCCUCCCCCCUCUCCCGGGCUCUUGGUUCAGUCCGCGCGGAGCACACCUCGGAGCUCCCGGCUCCCUCUCGGCGGCGGGCGUGGGGCUCCCGCCCGGGCGAGCGGCUGCCAUGGCAACCCCGGCCCCAACCCCGCCCGGCCGCGCCAAAGGCGUGCCCUGCACCCGCCGGCGCGGCCGAGCCCGCCGCCGCCGCCGCCGCGGGCCCCCCGGUGCCCCGCGCUCGGCCAGCGGGACGCGCAGCGGCAACGGCGGGGGCCCGGGGGGCUUCGGGUGCCAACACGGAACUCGCGCGCAAGUCCGCCGGCCGCUCGAGCGGCGCGCGGACUGCCCCAGCGCGGGACGGCCCUCGGCCGCCCGGCCCCGCCCCGCCCGGCCAGGCAUGAUUGGGGGCACGACCGAGGAAAAAUGGAGUUGCACACUGACUGAUCCACAAGAUGACUUCUUAAUGUAUACACAUUAUUGUCUCUGACUUCUUACACUUGUUCCCCCUUGCUUUCUGGGUGAGUCUCAGAACCACUACUCCUGAGGGAUCUUCAAAG